GCGCAUCUCAUAUUCUCAAUCAGUUUUGUUCAGAGAUAAGGCGCGUGCACUGAACAGUAUUAUAUUUUAAAUAUGUUGGGCCAUCUAGCGGCCAUUCUCUCAGUUCUGGCAGUGACAGUGGCUCAGGACUACGGAGAACUUGACAAUGGCCGACGAAGGCUCGACAUCGACGAAGACGCACUCAACUAUGACUAUGAAUAUGAUAACGCCCUCCCACCUAAAGGCGUUCCCGAACCCCUAGCACCCAUCCCAAUCCCACCUCCACCCCCCCGUCGUCGCAUAGUUCAACCCCCCAACCAAAGAAACCAGUAUAGUCCGAACCAGCAACAGUAUGGACCUUCUAGAAACCAAGGAUUAAUUGGUAAGGACGCCUGCAAGUCCGGAGCUAAGACUGUUGCUCAUGAAUCCUCCUGCGACCUGUUCUACGACUGCUACGGAGAUCAAGGUUUCCUCCAGGAGUGUCCCAACGGUCUCGUCUAUGCUAACGACGGAAGAUUUGGUCUCCUUGGCAGCUGUGAUUAUCCCCACAAUGUAAACUGCAACAGCCGGCCAGAACGAAGUAAGUAUUUUUAUCCUAAAUAGACUUGCAUGCUAACUUGACUCAGGACUAGUACUCCGACCCGGAGUGGGAACUGCUGCUGUAUCUUGUUUACUCUGCUAAUACCAACCU
Molecule: messenger RNA, 670 nt
Organism: Eurytemora carolleeae
Lineage: Eukaryota; Metazoa; Arthropoda; Copepoda; Calanoida; Temoridae
Exons: 2
Coding region: 73-582 (169 amino acids)
Cellular component (GO): extracellular region
Molecular function (GO): chitin binding
Source: RefSeq, a predicted model, not a curated record